Carica papaya (papaya) is the source of this 2728-nucleotide messenger RNA. The record is from RefSeq and is a predicted model, not a curated record. Lineage: Eukaryota; Viridiplantae; Streptophyta; Magnoliopsida; Brassicales; Caricaceae.
CUUUCCAAACAGGUAAAGGAAGAUCUAGAAAAUACCCAUUUGUACAGAUUUUAGUGUUACGAGACCAAUAACAACGUCCUGGAAACAGAACACACUGAAAUCUUUAGAAUUAAAUCUAAGUAGAAAUAUUUACAUCUAAUUGAUUCCACCAUCGAAAUUCACAAACUAAGGUCCACUUCGUUGUUUAAUGCUAAAUUAUUGCUGCAUUGUGUUCAAGAUAAUCACUUUGCAUCUAUGCAAAAUUCUCAAAUCAUCAGAAACCAUGCAAUUCUAGCAAUCUAACAUGCUCAUGUUAGCAACAUCAAACAUUUUUCCUCCCUUUUUAUACAUUCAAUAGACUCUAAAAAAACUCUAAUAUGUAAUAUAUAUCUAAUACCUUGCAUAUCCAAAUUCUCUGCCAGGAGUUAAAAAAAUUAUCAAUUUCAGUAACCAACAUCAUUCAUUAAAACUGAAAAGAAUUUUCAGAUUUGCAUUAUUAUGCAGCCUACUUUGGGAUUCAAUGCUCCUAGCAGAGACACAAUCCAGAUACAGUUCUUAUAUACCUAAAAAACUAGACAUGAUCAUUGGAUGAAGGGGAUCCAGUAGCCCAAAAUCAACUAAGUGAAAUCCCAGAAUUAGCAGUAAUUAUUUAAAAAUCAUAAUUUACUCGGUUCUCAUCCAAAUCAUGCAAUUUCGAUUUCUUAAAAGAUUAUGAUAUAUAUUCUAUCUAUAUAAGUUUGCUCUUCAGAAAUUGGUGAAGAAAAUGACAGAAUUGCUGGAAUGGUACUGCAUGUUCAACUUCUCUAUUUGUCUUCUAGCCCCAAAGCACAGAUGCUAUUAAAUUGAGGCCUAGAUUAGGUUUGGAUAUUACUUCUUGAUUGCAGAUCAAUGCUCCUUCUUGCCUUUUCUUCUCAUCUGUUAGGAUUACCUAGAGUUUCCUAAAUUAGUCUCUAUAAAUAAACUAUAAAUAAAUUUUAUUUAUUUCGAAAUAAUUCUUUAUUUUAUGAAAUAGCAAUUUAAGCGCUUUUGGGUGAAUAAAAAUAAUAAAUUUUUCUUGGACCAAGCAUUACAUGGGAAGAGAAAAGAAAAACAUAAGAACGGUGGAAAGGAAGAGAAAGGAUACUAUUUUACUUUUCUUGUUUGGAUGCUAAAAACUGGGUGAAAAGUGAAUAGAGAGAAUAGUAUUUAAAGUUGUCUGCUUGUAAAGAAAGGAAAACAUCUAUUUUUAUAAUUGUACUAAUGUAGGAAGCAUAAUUCAAACUUUUCACCGUGGUAAUUUAAUUUUCUUUUCAUUGACUCCAAUUUGGAGAAUUACAAAAAUAAUAGAGCAGGAAGAAAUUGAAGACUAAAGUUUAUAUUUUUUACUUCUAUUCUAUCGAAAAUUAAACUCCCAAGCAAGAGAAAGUGAAACGAUUUUCUGUUCCAUCUCCUCUAUUCCCCUCAGUCUAUCUCUAUCCAUAUGUAUGUUUAAGAAAUGAAAGGAAAAUUUAUUGGGAUAGAGUUUUAGUGCCAAUUUUUUGUCCAUUAUUGGAACAUGAAGAGAGAGAAAAAUGAAACUUAUAGUACAUAAAAUAUUUUAUAGUUUUUCAUUUUUUUAAAUUUAGAUGUGUUUAUGCAUGUGUUUAUUUAUGAAAGUAUGUGAGAGUUGCAUAUUUAUGGAAUAAUAAAAGUACAAAACAAAAUAUUGUUUUAGAAGAUACUAAAAAACAACAAUCUUCUAAAACUUUCUAACUCUAUCAUCAUCUUUUAACUAUUAUUUACUUCAUUUAACUUACAUAAUUUUAUAAAUAAAAUACAUAAAAUUUAGAAGAUGGAAACUUAAAAUGUUUUCAUGUACCCAAAAAUAGUCUUGAUUUCUGUAUUAACAUUAUAUUCUUUGAAACUUGUUGUUGCUUUCGUUCCAAGCUACAUAUUGUAAUAGUUCUACUUGUAUGCUCAACUUCUAUUUAAUUCCCAGAUUGACAAGAAGGGAUUCACAAUGUUACAUGCAAUCGUUUUGAAGUUUGAUAAUAUCAUUUAACUACCAAUCCUAUCUUCUUAUCGAGUAUUUGUGUUGUCUUGAGGUGCUAUUUGUCAUCCAAGAAAACACCUUUGUAAUUGUACUAUUAAUUUCAUCUUGCAUUUAGUUGACAUAGGAAUCAUUGAACCAGGUAAACCUGAUGGAAGUAGUUCAAGAUUAAAGAUGGCAUCCAUAGGGAUGAGUUCUAUUGGGAUUUCGGUGGAGCAACUUUUUUCUCAUGAGGAUACAUCAGCUCAAGAAAUAAAAUAUUUUCAAAAGCUGGAGAAAAUUCGGCUUCUUAUAAUUGUCUCAGGGUAUUAUGAUACACAGAAAAACUUCAAGAGGGAAUUACUGAUCUCAACUGAAUAUAUGGAGCUUAUGAAGAACUUCCUUUUCUUCUUGGAUUCAAAUGCCUCCCAACUGCCACUGAAACUUCUCCACAAGCCAGGUCUAAAAGAUGACAUGAGGGCAUUUGAAGCUGAUAGGAUUACAUCCCGAAAAAUUAUUGAGCAACUCCUAGAAGAAUUUGCAGAAUCAUCAAAGGCUAGCAUGUAACUUUAAUAAAAUGAAUAUACACAAGUUCCUUGAACCAAUGCGUUCUGGUUCUGUAUGUUGUAUUUUAGUUUAGUUUCUUUUUACCUUGUGUUGAUAUGAUGAUUAAUUAAAACUAAAAAUAAAUAAAUUGUUUUGCAAUAUUUUUGUAUAAAUAAUUCUGGAAUAUUAUGAAUAAUCUUGAUAAAGGUCUUUCCA